AUGAAACUCUUCAAGUCCAGCACCCCUGAGCAGCAGCUGGCCUCCCUGAGGUCUCAGAAGUGUGAGGUCAAGUGCGAGGCGGAGCACAUCCAGCCGCUGCCGGGCAAUGCGCGGGUGGAUCCCUGCCGAGUGCAAGGGCCUGCUGAGACCCAGAAGGUUGCCCAGAAGAUCAUCGAGGGCAAGACCCCCACACCCACAGAGGUGGUGAAUUACUUCAACAAUGAGCUGAAGAAGCGGAUUUGCUUCCUGGACGGAGGCAUGGGCACGCGCAUCCAGGCAGAGCAGCUGGAAGAGGCGGACUACCGCGGUGACCGCUUCAAGGACUUUGCCGAGAAGGAUGCCAACGGCAUUCCCGUGUCCCUGAAGGGCAACAACGACCUUCUGAUUUUCUCCAAGCCAGACAUGAUUAAGGACAUCCACAAGGAGUACUUUAUGGCUGGCUCCGACAUUUGCGAGACCAACACCUUCAACGGCACGACCGUGUCACAAGGCGAGUACAAGAUGCAGGCAGUUGUGCACGAGAUGAACAAGACGGGAGCUGAGUUGGCAAAGAAGGCGGCAGCAGAGGUGACAAAGCAGGAGCCUCACAAGCCCCGCUUUGUUGCAGGCGCCGUCGGACCAACCAGCCGCACCUUGUCCGUGUCGCCUAGUGUGGAAGAUCCGUCCUUCCGGAAUGUCACCUGGGACGAGUUGGUAACCACGUACAAGGAGCAGGUGAGCGGCCUGGUGGACGGCGGUGUGGACUUGCUCAUGAUUGAGACCGUUUUUGACACCCAGAAUUGCAAGGCUGCCAUCUACGCUGUGGAUGAAUACUUCCGGGAGACCAAGAAGGAGAAGCUGCCGGUGAUGCUGAGCGCCACCAUUGUGGACAACAGUGGCCGAACGCUUUCCGGGCAGACCAUCGAGGCAUUCUACGUUAGCGUCAAGCACGCCAAUCCCUUCACCGUCGGCAUCAACUGCGCCUUGGGAGCUGCGCAGAUGAAGGGCUUCUACAAGAAGCUUGCCGACAUGAACUCCGGCUGGUGCCAUGUCUACCCCAAUGCCGGCCUGCCAAACGCCAUGGGAGGCUACGAUGAGGAUCCCGAGAUCUUCUCGACGAACAUCUUGGACUAUGCCAAGGACGGCAUCCUAAAUUUCGUGGGCGGCUGCUGCGGCACUUUCCCCUCCCACAUCGCCGCUGUGUGCAAGAAGGUUCAGGACUGCCCGGUGCGAAAGCUUCCCGAGCUGCCCAAGUAUCCCUCCAUGAUGCUGUCCGGAUUGGAGCCCUGCCACGUGACGGAGGAGGCUGGCUUCCAGUGGGUGGGCGAGCGAUGCAACCUCAUGGGCUCUGCUAAGUUCAAGAAGUUGGUUGACGCUUACAAGUGGGACGAGGCCUUGGAAGUAUGCGUCGCCCAGUGCGAGAAGAAGUCCGACAUUCUGGACUUCAACUUUGACUCUGACCUCAUCGACGGCCAGUCAGCCAUGGGCAAGUUCAUGAAGCUGUGCGUGACGGAGCCUACAAUUGCCAAGCUGCCGUUCAUGAUCGACUCCUCCAAGUGGCCUGUGGUGGAGGAAGGCCUGAAGUGCGUGCAGGGCAAGUGCAUUGUGAACUCUAUCUCCCUGAAGCCUGGUGAGGAGGAGUUCUUGAAACAUGCUGAUGCAUGCAUGCGCUACGGAGCUGCAGUGGUGAUCAUGGCAUUCGACGAGAAGGGCCAGGCUGCCACGUUUGAGGACAAGAUCAGGAUCUGCCAGCGCAGCUACAAGCUGUUGCGCGAGAAGCUUGAUUUCCCGCCAGAGGACAUCAUCUUUGAUUGCAACGUGCUGACGAUCGCUACAGGCCUGCCGGAGCACAACAGCUAUGGCAUUGACUUCAUCAACGCUGUCGCUGAGAUCAAGCGCACCUGCCCCUGCGUGUCCUUCUCCGGCGGCUUGAGCAACCUGUCCUUCUCCUUCCGAGGGCUGAACUCCUUGCGCGAUGCCAUGCACAGCGUCUUCCUGCACCACGCCGUGCCCAAGGGCCUGAACAUGUCCAUCGUCAACCCGGGCGGACUCCCGCGCUAUGAGGACAUCGAUCCCAAGACCCGCAAGCUGACCGAGGAGGUCAUCCUCAACAAGUCGGAGGACGGCAACCACGUGGAGCGGUUCCUGGACUAUGCGGAGCAGGUGAAGAACCCCCCUGCCGCCGCACCGGCGGCUCCAACUCUGAAGAUUCAGAAGUCCACGCCGGAGCAGCAGGUGGAGUUCCUGCGCUCCUUGAAGGAGAGAGGUUUCCUGCGAGGCAGAGCACAUCCAGCCACUGCCGGGUUGCGCCCGGCUGGACCCCUGCCGUGUGGAAGGCCCCGCGGACACCAAGAAGGUUGCCCAGAAGAUCAUCGAGGGCAAGACCCCCACACCCACAGAGGUGGUGAAUUACUUCAACAGUGA
Effrenium voratum is the source of this 2403-nucleotide messenger RNA. Lineage: Eukaryota; Dinophyceae; Suessiales; Symbiodiniaceae. The record is from the annotation of a GenBank genome assembly.